CAUCGACAAACGCCCACUACCUUCAACCAAUAACUACGCCGGCACGAUGAAGUACAUCCACAGCCAGGAGUCUCUCACCAUCCCCGAAGGCGUCGAUGUUAGCAUCCGUUCUCGCAUCGUGACCGUAAAGGGCCCCCGAGGUGAGCUGAAGAAGGACCUUAAGCACCUCGCAGUUUCUUUCGAGAAGCCCUCUAAAAGCAACAACACGAUCUUGAUUUCACUCCACCACGGAAACCGCAAGAAUGUUGCUGCUCUCCGUACUGUCAAGUCACUCAUUUCCAACCUGAUCGUUGGUGUUACGAAAGGUUACAAAUACAAGAUGCGCUACGUCUACGCCCAUUUCCCCAUCAACGUUAAUAUUGAGGAGAACAAGGAGACCGGGCUUGGUGAGGUUGAGAUUCGCAACUUCAUUGGCGAGAAGAUCGUUCGCCGCGUAACUAUGCACCCAGGUGUCAAGGUUGAAACCAGCUCGAACGUCAAGGAUGAGAUCGUCUUGACUGGAAACUCUCUCGAGAACGUCUCCCAGUCUGCUGCUGAUAUCCAGCAAAUCUGCAGAGUUAGAAAUAAGGAUAUCCGAAAGUUCUUGGACGGUCUGUACGUUUCUGAGCGCGGUAACAUUACUGAGGACUGAACGGUUGGGCGGUCAUGGAAAGUAAAAUAAAAAUCUCUUUAACUAAAUAAAAUGGGAGUUGGGACAUCUCAAAAUAUCCUAACUACUUUCUCUCUCUUU
Messenger RNA from Tuber melanosporum (Perigord truffle), 730 nucleotides. Its product is annotated as 60S ribosomal protein L9. Gene Ontology annotation, cellular component: ribosome; cytosolic large ribosomal subunit. The transcript has 4 exons. The record is from RefSeq and is a predicted model, not a curated record. Gene Ontology annotation, biological process: cytoplasmic translation. The coding region runs from base 47 to 631 and encodes 194 amino acids. Lineage: Eukaryota; Fungi; Ascomycota; Pezizomycetes; Pezizales; Tuberaceae. Gene Ontology annotation, molecular function: rRNA binding; structural constituent of ribosome.